GUAUAGGCGGAGAGUGAGGUGUGACGAACUUAUACGUGCAGUAAAGGAUCUCUGUACACUCUCUAGAUCUGCAAUUUCACCUGCUUUGAAUGGAGAUGUAGAGGUUGUUUUGAUAAGGACCUGCCUUGCAUGGGCCAGUAGGCCUUCUGCAGUGUUCCUCCAUUCUUAUGUUCUUAUCACACUUGGUAUGGUUAACCCUGAAGGUUUCUCCUCAGGCUGGGGAGAGUCUUCAGCUGACUCUCUACAAAAAUGGUAUCGUGGUAGACGAAGGAGGCUUCCGCAACUUUGAGGCUGUUAAAACACGGCAAUUCCUGCAGGAUAUCCUCGAUGGCUUCUUCCCUAGUGAGCUACAGGAUACAUUUCCUCAGGGCAUCCCUAUUAAGGUUCGUGACAAGCGGCAAGUGAUAUUUCUGCCUAACUCUUCUAAACGUAAGGGAGCGAUACGGCCACCAGUUCCUCCUAAGCCAAGAAUCCCCACCACUGACUCAUUGCCCACUAUGUCCUCCCUCACAUCAGUGACUUCUACGCUCUUCAGCAGCGUCUCUGAGGCUGAGACAAGACCUGUGGAGGCCCUUGUUCCAGUAGAAACUAGUGACAGUGCGCCUCCCACCAUCCCUCCACCAGAAACAUCAGGAGACACUUCGCGCCUGUGUCCAGAGAUGGAUUAUCGAAGCGAAUCAAGUGAUGUCAGCAGUCGUCGUAACUCCCUUCAGCGUGGCAGUGACAAGUCUGAAGGUGAAGGGGUUGGGAGGGUUGAGAGCAGCCAUCGAGGGAGUGAGGUGUGGAGGCAUGCAGAGGUGCCUACUGUUCCUGCUAUCACUGCUGUCAGGCGUGACAGUCGCAGAGAGAGUGAAUCACGUCGAGGAUCUGACCACCGCACACAUCAGUGUCGUCGUGGUUCAGAGUGUCGACGUAGCAGUGAAUUAGCUAGAACGACACUUGACCUUGACCUAGGUCGUCGUGCUACCUCUAAACAUCCCCUUGAAUGGAACCGCAUCAACCGCACUGCUUUUCUUCUGAAUGAUGACACAUUUGAUUCCAAUGGCAAUCGUAGAGGAAGUGUGGGAGUGCUGAGUGCUGACCCUUAUGAUAUGGACAAUCUUAGGAAAAGACGAACAUCAGUAGAGGACUUCUUAGCCAAAGUUCCCACCUGCGUCGUCAAGAAUGGCAAGAUUGUAAACUUGAGAGAGGAAGUGGCUGACAUGCUCAUGGGACCAUCCAGGAAGAACUCUCUUACGUUGGUACACACACCUGUGCUAGACGAGGCAGGAGAGAGCCAGGAGAGUAAUGACCAGGACACUUUGGUAGACAACCAGGUUGAUAAUAGUGAUCCACACUGCCCAGCACUUACUUCCACUACCACCUCAACCACCACCACUCACCAUGAUUAUGCACACUCCAGAACCACCCUCAGAAUUAAAGGGGGAAAAUGUUUUAUUGAAGAAAUUGUGUCAGUUGAAAUAUCGGUUUUCAUGCUUUAA
Molecule: messenger RNA, 1481 nt
Organism: Cherax quadricarinatus
Lineage: Eukaryota; Metazoa; Arthropoda; Malacostraca; Decapoda; Parastacidae
Source: RefSeq, a predicted model, not a curated record